Paraglomus brasilianum is the source of this 2403-nucleotide messenger RNA. The record is from the annotation of a GenBank genome assembly. Lineage: Eukaryota; Fungi; Glomeromycota; Glomeromycetes; Paraglomerales; Paraglomeraceae.
AUGGAAGAUAAAAAGAGGACUUAUGCUGAGAGAUGUGCCUCUCCUUCACGCGCAAACCCGCCUCCAAAAAGACAAUUUCUAACGCAGAGUUCUGGGAACGCUGGCUUUGGAACUAAUGGGCUUUCAACCUCGACAAUCUAUAACACUGGCUACUUCGAUGCUCCCGUGAACAUUGACAUAAACGAUCCAAAGUCCCUCGAGAAAUUCCAAAAAGAAGCUAUUUUCUGUCGAAUGCAAGAGUAUAAGCGAGAACACGAGAGGGCAGCCAAGUUUAUUGAAACUCUUGAAAGAACAGAGCAAGAUUGUGAGGCCGAAUUGAGUGCCGUUAACAUUUACUGGGAACAGCUACUUAAUGGAUUGCGUCUUUUAGUUUCACGAAUGGAUGAGGACGGUUCACUCUCUAAAAUUAUACCGGAUCCAGAAGAAGACGGCAUAUUUACAGACUUAAUAAAGGCGGAGCUGAGGAAGAAAUGUUCGUAUACCUUAGAUGCUUACAAAAAGUUGGUGGAAAAAAUGGCCGCUUGGCUAGACGAAAGGAAUGCUUUGAUAAGAACUCUGCAGAAAGAAGAUGAUCCUGUACUAAGAGAGAAUAAAAUGAUUCGCCUGCUCAAUAAAGAAGUGGAGAAAUUAGGACAGUUAAACAAUAGACUAAGCGAAGAGUUAAUAGAACUGAAAACUGAAACAUCCAUGUGGUCGCAAAGAAUGUCAAUACAAGCUCUAGAGGAUGAACUCCAAAAAGUUAAAAAUAGGCUGAGCGAGACCAUCAAUUGUUGGGACAAUGCAAAAAGCGAAUUAUUAAGGACUGAAAAGAAAUUUGAAAAGUUUAGAAUUCAGCAUGCUAAUUGCUCGGGUGAUGCUCCUACUACCCCUGGCACUAAUGGCAUUCAACAGGGAGGUUGUAACGAUUCUGCUGAUGGCCGUGAUGUAAUACAUUAUAGGACCGUAGCAGAUUCUCGUUUCAAAGAAAUAGAAGAUCUUAAUGCUGCAUUGGUUAAAGCUGAACAGGAGAAGGAUUCAUUAACUCUUCAGCUUAAGAAUAUGCCUGAGGAUCGUGUAACUGAAACUCACGUAUUCAAAGAUCUUCAAGUCCAAUUUUCUCAAGCACGAGGCGCUGCCGAACAUUUUCGGACUAUGGUCGAGAAUUUAACUCGCGAAAUAGAAGAUUUACGAGGUAGUCGACGGGCAUUUCGAUCACAAGAAGAGAAUGAGGCGAACAGCCGAGUAAACGAUAUCAUGACGGAAAUGAGGAGUCUCGAAACGGAUUUGAAUCGUAUUCGUACUCAACGUGAUGAAAUACAACACGAAUUGGAGAUUGUCACGGCAACGCGAGCGUCAGAAUUUCAACAGGUUACGAUGCUAAGAAAAUUGGCGAACGAUCGGAAACAAGCCAUAAAAGUAUUACAGGAUGAAGUUAGGAGAUUAAAACUUAUGAUCUACGCAGAGACGAGAAAUCAAAAGGCCGUUGAGUUUUAUUCCAGUGACCCGCCUGAUAUGGGAGAUGAUAUUAGCAUCGGAAAAAUUAACGAGGAGUUAUCAUAUGUUGCCGAACUUGAGGAAAGAUUAAAACAAUCAGACGAAGAGCGAGAAAUACUUGAAAGGCAGUUGGAGGCGUGUCGAGAUGCGCGAUCAGAUGUCAAAGAUGUCCAAUCGAUUAGAGAAUCCGAAUAUAGACUACGGAAAGAAGUUGACACACUAAAGCGUCGGCUUGAUGAAUAUGACAAAAAAUAUGGAAUUAAAGAUCCUGGAGACGACCCCUUGCAUAUAUUGUCUGCCAAGAUUGCCGAAAAGGACAAGUUGAUAGAAGAACUUCAAGAAAAGUGUCAGACGUCUCAAGCACACGCAAGGAUAUUGGAGCGUGAGGUUGACACCCUUGUAGAUCAGGUAUCCAAACAAGAAGAGGAACAUAGUAGAAAAGUAUGGGAUACAAUUAAAGCUGAAGAUACUAUAUUACGAUUGACUGACGCGAAAACGCGAGCAGAACAAAAACUGCAUAAUGUAUAUAAAGAAAAUAUUUCACUCAAGAAACAAGUUGCAGAAUUUGGUAAAGUUCAGCUCAAAGCAGAAGAGACCCGACGACAAUUUGAAUAUAAAAACGUCAAUUUGAACCAGCAGCUGCAAAAUCAAGAGAAAGAGCUCGCAGCGGCAAAUGCAGCAUUGCAAAUCCACAAGAUUAAACUAGCGGAAAUGACAGAAGAGGUUAACAGGAUGAAAGAGACCUUAUCCAAAGGGGAAUCUAAAUAUAAUGAGCUCGCAAACAUGUUGAAAACCAAGACCGCACAAAUAGUUGAAGAAAAUAAAUUACGACGACGUGCAGAAGAAGAAAUGUUAGUCUACAAGAAUAAGGCUCAGACGAAGAAGUCGACACUGUCUGCAGGCUUAGAAGCCGAGGUUAAUGCGUAUAAG